UAAUCGGUAAUCGCCCAUCACUAAUAGAUGACGCAGCGCACCGUCAUUUGACUCCAUCCAGAGGGUUUUUUCUGAUUUUCUGAGUAUUUCUAAACAAGGAAUAUUUACUAUAAUUAGCUUUAAAAAUGACUUCAAAACACUUGGGGAUUGGCGAUCCAAAACCUCCGUUUGAUCCAACGAAAAAGUUUCGCUUGUACAGCAUGAGAUUUUGUCCUUUCUCGCAGAGAGGAAGAUUAGUUGCAGCUGCGAAAGGUGUCAAAGACUUUGAGAUUGUGAACCUCAAGCUACGUGAAGAGCUUCCUGAAUGGUACAGUACCAUCAAUCCAGCUCGUUCAGUUCCUCUCAUAGAGUUUCCUGAUGGUCUAGUCAUUGGUGAAUCUCUUAUUGUUGCAGAGUUAAUUGAUGAAAUGUAUCCUGAUAAUAUUCUGCAGUCAAAAGAUCCAAUUACAAAAGCAAAACAGAAACUUUUCAUUGACAAAUGUGGUAAAACGUUCAUUCCAGCCUACUUCAAGUAUCUGAAACAAAGAACUGAGGAAAUGAAAGAGGAACUUAUAAAGAAUCUCUCAAUUAUGGAACAAUGUUUGAUUGACUGCAAAACCAAGUAUUUUGCAGGAGACAAGGUGGGAAUGGUAGAUUACAUGGUGUGGCCUUGGUUUGAACGUCUUCCAGUAAUGUAUACGCUGUCAGCAGAUCUUCAUCCAAAUCUGACAAAUUGGUGUAAACUGAUGUAUGAUGAUCCGGCUGUGAAAGAAACUUCUUCCUCCAAAGAAUUAUACAUGAAGUUCUUUGAUGCAUAUCUUGGUCCAGGUAAAACUUUGUUUGACUUCUAAUGUGAAAUAAUCUUUAUAUUUUUUGCAAUGAGUCAAUCAAGGAAAUUUAGAAUGAAAACACGCAAACAAA
Molecule: messenger RNA, 900 nt
Organism: Xenia sp. Carnegie-2017
Lineage: Eukaryota; Metazoa; Cnidaria; Anthozoa; Malacalcyonacea; Xeniidae
Product: glutathione S-transferase omega-1-like
Exons: 5
Coding region: 126-830 (234 amino acids)
Biological process (GO): glutathione metabolic process
Cellular component (GO): cytoplasm
Molecular function (GO): glutathione dehydrogenase (ascorbate) activity; glutathione transferase activity
Source: RefSeq, a predicted model, not a curated record